Molecule: messenger RNA, 9103 nt
Organism: Lutra lutra (Eurasian river otter)
Lineage: Eukaryota; Metazoa; Chordata; Mammalia; Carnivora; Mustelidae
Gene: CPSF6
Product: cleavage and polyadenylation specific factor 6
Exons: 11
Coding region: 95-1864 (589 amino acids)
Biological process (GO): mRNA alternative polyadenylation
Cellular component (GO): mRNA cleavage and polyadenylation specificity factor complex
Molecular function (GO): mRNA binding
Source: RefSeq, a predicted model, not a curated record
UGACGCAGAGCGCCCCGCCCCCGCCGCUAGAUCCGCUGCUGCUGCCGCGGCGGGCAGACCUGCAGGAGGCGGCGGCGGCCUCGGCCGAGAGAAGAUGGCGGACGGUGUGGACCACAUAGACAUUUACGCGGAUGUGGGCGAAGAGUUCAACCAGGAAGCUGAAUAUGGUGGGCAUGAUCAGAUAGAUUUGUAUGAUGAUGUCAUCUCUCCAUCUGCAAAUAAUGGAGAUGCCCCAGAAGACCGUGAUUACAUGGAUACUCUCCCACCAACUGUUGGUGAUGAUGUGGGUAAAGGAGCAGCACCAAAUGUUGUCUAUACGUAUACUGGAAAGAGAAUUGCAUUGUAUAUUGGAAACCUAACAUGGUGGACAACAGAUGAAGACUUAACCGAAGCAGUGCAUUCUUUGGGAGUAAAUGAUAUUUUGGAGAUAAAAUUCUUUGAAAACCGGGCAAAUGGCCAGUCAAAGGGGUUUGCCCUUGUUGGUGUUGGAUCUGAAGCAUCCUCAAAAAAGUUAAUGGAUCUGUUGCCUAAAAGAGAACUUCAUGGUCAGAAUCCUGUUGUAACUCCAUGCAAUAAACAGUUCCUGAGUCAAUUUGAAAUGCAGUCCAGGAAAACUACACAAUCAGGACAAAUGUCUGGGGAAGGUAAAGCUGGUCCUCCAGGAGGCAGUUCACGUGCAGCAUUUCCACAAGGUGGUAGAGGACGGGGCCGUUUUCCAGGGGCUGUUCCCGGUGGGGACAGAUUUCCUGGACCAGCAGGACCAGGAGGGCCACCCCCACCUUUUCCAGGAAAUUUGAUCAAGCAUCUUGUUAAAGGAACUCGGCCUUUGUUCCUGGAAACUAGGAUUCCAUGGCAUAUGGGGCACAGCAUAGAGGAAAUACCCAUUUUUGGCCUAAAAGCUGGACAGACUCCACCACGUCCGCCCUUAGGUCCUCCAGGCCCACCUGGUCCACCGGGUCCUCCACCUCCUGGUCAGGUUCUGCCUCCUCCUUUAGCUGGGCCUCCUAAUCGAGGAGAUCGCCCUCCACCACCAGUUCUUUUUCCUGGACAACCUUUUGGGCAGCCUCCAUUGGGUCCGCUUCCUCCUGGCCCUCCACCUCCAGUUCCAGGCUACGGCCCUCCUCCUGGUCCACCACCUCCACAGCAGGGACCACCUCCACCUCCAGGCCCUUUUCCACCUCGCCCACCUGGCCCUCUUGGGCCACCCCUUACACUUGCUCCUCCUCCGCAUCUUCCUGGACCACCUCCAGGUGCCCCACCACCAGCUCCACAUGUGAAUCCGGCUUUCUUUCCUCCACCGACUAACAGCGGCAUGCCUACAUCAGAUAGCCGGGGUCCACCACCAACAGAUCCAUAUGGCCGACCCCCACCAUAUGAUAGGGGUGACUAUGGGCCUCCUGGAAGGGAAAUGGAUACUGCAAGAACGCCAUUGAGUGAAGCUGAGUUUGAAGAAAUCAUGAAUAGAAAUAGGGCAAUCUCAAGCAGUGCUAUUUCAAGAGCUGUGUCUGAUGCCAGUGCUGGUGAUUAUGGGAGUGCUAUUGAGACAUUGGUAACUGCAAUUUCUUUAAUUAAACAAUCCAAAGUAUCUGCUGAUGAUCGUUGCAAAGUUCUUAUUAGCUCUUUGCAAGAUUGCCUUCAUGGAAUUGAAUCCAAGUCUUAUGGUUCUGGAUCAAGAAGACGUGAACGAUCAAGAGAGAGGGACCAUAGUAGAUCACGAGAAAAGAGUCGGCGUCAUAAAUCCCGUAGUAGAGAUCGUCAUGAUGAUUAUUAUAGAGAGAGAAGCAGAGAACGAGAGAGACAUCGGGACCGGGACCGAGAUCGGGACCGAGAACGGGACCGAGAGCGCGAGUAUCGUCAUCGUUAGAAGAAGUAUAUACCUACAUUUUAAGUGGUCCAACUACUUGUUCUGAAUUUAAUCUUCUGGAAACAUCUGAGACAAAUGACAGGUGAGUAAUGACAGGUAAAAAAAAAUUUGACCUUUUAUCCUUGAAUAUUGUAUUGCUGAGUUAAAACUUUAAGAUUAUUGAUGGUCUUUAGAAAGCAAGAAAACAAUCAAGAGGACUCAUGUCUACUUCUAAAAUCUGAAAAAAUUGGAAUUGUCUUAAUUAUAUAGAUAGUUUGCAUGUGGUUUGAAAUACAAAAUACGGGAAGUUAAUUCAUACACACGCGCGCACACACACACACACACACACACACACACAGAGUGCUUGGACUUGUAAAAGUAAAUUGAAAGUUUCCCUCCUUGAACUGACUCCCUAAAAUUUUUAAAGACAAUCUAACACUAUAAUCCUUAUAAUACAGGAGGAUGGUUUCUCAGCAUUGAAAGAGCUUUUGUACUUAAAAAAAAAUACUCUUUAGAAAAGACGCUUUUCUUGGCAUCUGGUUUUUGUUUUAAAAUAAAACAUAUCCUUUAAUUUGCAAAGAAGAUACGAAACUUAAUUAAAAUGGAUUCAGGGUACUCCAUAUCUAAGAAUUUUAAGUUGUAUCAAAUCAUGCAUCCCAGGUUAGAAUAACCUUGAAAUAAUUUUCUUUGAUGUUUCAUUCAUAAACCAUAAUCAUGUGUCUUUUUUUCUGUAUUUUAAAACUAUUUCUUGUGUACAUUUUUCAUAAAGCGGGAAGUUGUCUGUUUAUACUUCAUUUUCACGUGUUUUUAUUUUUAUAUUUGUGAACAGCAUUUAUUCAUGUGAAAAGUAGGGGGAGGGCACUGUGAGGCUUGUGCAUGUGACACAAAGGAUAUUCUGUAAACAAAUAAUUUUUCUUUAUAUGUUGGUGGUAUAUCCAAAUUAAAUUAGGCUUAAACAAAUCCCUUACAGGUAACUACUCUUUACAUAAUUAUUUUCCAUAAUCAUGGGAAACCCUGAAGAUUUAGUCAUGGUAAUUGUUAUUAUUUAAGUUGUUACGGGCAAAAGCAAAGACUUAUCAAGUGAAUGUAAUUUUGUGGCAGAAUAGCAGUUUCUUUAACUAUAAUAAGAGAUAUAUCUUAGCAAAUGAGAUCCUUUUUGAAUAAUACUAUUUAUAAAAUAAACAUGUAAGUCUUAUUUUUAUGGUACAUUAGUUAUUACAUUUUCACAGUUUUAUGGGCUAUUUGAAGUGAAAGGCCAUUUUUAAUACUUCCCUAGCAUUUUGAACAUGCAUCUUAAAUAUUUAUCAAAACUUGAAUUUUAAAAUAAUUUUCCAUGUAUUGUAUUAUAGAACUUAAUAUAAAUCCCAAAACAUUUAGUAUGAAGCAAAACAUCUCUCACUUUAAAAUGAGCUCAUUGAAAUUAAUACUGCUUUUGGAUGUAAGGGUUAAUUAAAUGUUCUGUCAUGUAAAUCUAAACACUAAAUUUUAAAGAUGUAGUUUUUUCCCCUUUGGGUUGAAUAAAUCUUAAUCCCAUUUUAGGAAAAAAUUCUCAGUAUCCAUCAGUUGCUUAAGGUGAAUUUUAGCCAACUUACUUGAAAUGCUUAGCUGUAUCAGCCAUUUCAUUUAUGGUAAAGUACAGGUUCUAUGAGUUAUAUCUUUAUUUAGACUUUGCCAGUUAUCAGCAAGCUUCUAAUUAUUGAGGGCAUGAUAAUGAAACUUCCAUACAUUUUUAAACAUCUCCAAGAUUGGAUGUGCCCAUCAAGGAGCUUCUGAACCAGAUUAUACCCAAUGUUAAUGAUUUUUCUUCCUGGUUUCAGUUAAACUAGCAGAGUCAGCCAGGUAAACUCCUUGAAAAGUCCACUGUUAAUUUUAAUACUUUGAAUUAACUAACAUUACAUUCUAGUAAUGGGUACACCUAACUAUAUCAUGGCUUGAGUUUCAUUACAUUCAGACAUUAACUAUGAAUUCCUAACUUGAAAACUAUGGUUGACAUUUUUUCCUAAUCACUGAUGUGUACCAUAUCAAAAUUCCCAUGUUUUGUUUGUACAUUAAUCAAAAUUGAGUUGUAAUAUUGUUAUGUGCCUUCAUCCAAGCAAAAUUUUACAUAAGCAUUUCUAGGGCAAAAAAUUCUGUUAUCCUGGAAUAUUGUACCUUUGCUAUACCAAACAAUAUUUAUUACGGAUGUAGAUGUGAAUUUAUAGGGUUGGGGACUAGGAUUAAAUAUUUUCAAGUGAAAACUUCUAAACAAACAAGAAAACUAUCUGCACAUUUAAUUAUUAUCAUAAUAGGGUCUGUUGACCUUUUUAGAAGUUUUUAAAUAUGAGUCCUUUUGAGCUUUCAUGUAAAUCUUAAAUGGACUAAAUGGAGUACAAGUAACUUGGAAGCUAACUUGAAUGUCAGUAAGCGUGUAUAUAAAUAAAACAAUAAUGUAAUUUAUUAUUAAAAUGAUGAAUGGCUAAAAGGGCAAGUUCUUAAUUUAACUGGAAACUUAAUGAUGUCGGCAAGCUGUUAAUGUCUGUCCCAUCUUAAUUUUUUUUGUGUUUGAACUGUUGGUAAUGUUAAUUGCAUUCUCUCAUUUAAAAUAUGUAUUAAUUUUUCUAAAAGCAUUCAGUAUCAAGUUCAAAUAGGUAAUAUUUUAAUGGGAAUAUCAGUAUUGUAAAUUUUCAAUAUGUAAAUACCUUGUAUUUCAUAUUCUGUAAUUUCUGCCUCUAUUCUCAGACCACUCUGAGCAAAACAAAAGUAGUUCAGUGUUUUAAAAUUGUACACUUUUUACAGAAAUAAUUUUCACAGUUAUUUUCUUUUAGAUUGCAUUCCUCUUAUUGUUUGGAAUAAUGCCACACAGCAAAUUUCUGUUAAUGAUUCAGGGGUGGUUUUUUUUGUGUGUACAAAAAAUGAAUCCAAAUUAUUUUUUAAUAUACUCUUUAUUCAUGCUUUUUCUCUCCCUGAAAUGAGGUUUUACAUAUUUUCAAAUCAUUGUCCAUUUCUUUGAUAAAAUUUUAAGCAUCUUGUGUGGAAAAAGGAUUAAAUAACUACACUUUGUUGUAAGACUUAAUCAUAGAUACCAUAAUCUCAGGUUGUGUUGUUAUUGCACAAGAUUUAGGGUGGUUUGGAUUCUUAGUUUAUAGUUUUUCAUUAAUUUAGGAAAAACAAAAAAAGCCAAAAGAAUAAAAAGGUUUUUUUAUAUGCUAAGGUGUUGAGCUCUUUAAGAUUUAGUGUUACUUUGAGGCCAAUGUGAAAAUUAAGUUCUCUUAACCAUCUAAUGAAUGAUACUGGUGGUAAUGAUACUUAAAAAUUAUUUCUGCAACUCUUAGGUCAUCUGAGAUCUGCCUAAUAUUAUCCAACCUUGUGUUUGUGUUCUCCCAUAUGUCCUAACUGCUGUGCUUCAUCUGGAUAUGCUAGUUUUCACUUCUUUUGCUCCAGGUUUUCUUGCUUUUAAUAUUUGUAAAACCUUACUACACAGCUAUCUUAACUGAAGUGACAGGAGGGUAGGAAGUAAUCCCGAGAAUGGAUGUAUAGUGUGUUUUUUGCUCACUGUGGUUUAAGAAUGGGUUUUGUUUACAAUGAUUAAUGUUCCCUGUUAAAAGAAAAUUCAGUGCCAAUGUGAGUCACCUUGCUCUCACCUUCAUCUCAGUGUGAAAUUUACUACCAUUGUUUUAGUUUGUAAAUUAGAUCACUUUGAAUUAAGUAAUGUUUUGAAUGAAUAUUUAGUUAGCAUUGUUUUAAAGAAAACCUAAUAACCGAAAAGGGGUAAGUGUGCCAUAUAUGCUAUGCAUAUUUACUAAUUUGCCUUCUGUGGUAGGGUGUUGGAAUCCUCACAGGAAAUUCUCAAUCACAUAAGUAGCUUAUUUUGAAAUGUCCAUUUUGUGAAAUUUGGAGGACAAAGAUGAGUUUUCCUUGACUGUGGUGAGGUUUAUUUCUAAAGUGAACUGCCCUAGAGCAACAAUCUUGUAUCUGUUUUAUAAUAUAAUGAAAGACUUUAGUUAAAAUGAAGUAAGGUAAGUACUGUGACCACAGGUAGAAAGAAGGAAAUUUACCAAAUGUUGUAGUAGGAAGGGAAGUUUUGUAAAUACCUACAAUAAACAGAAUUUUCAUGUACUAUGUUUUAGCCAUCGCAAGAAGGAAUUUUGAUUUAUAAGAGUUGACUUAUAUUCAGAAUCUUCUAUUUCUUUUGCCCGCUCCAUCCCCAUUCCUCUCAUUAAGGAGAAAUUUUCAGAAAAGAGAAACGUGAAUUUUAUUUCACUGAGUUAAUAGAAGCACAUCUCUAAAAGUAUAUUGGAAUUUUUUUCAAUUCAAUAUUCACUUCUUUUAAUUGAUUAUUAAUGUGAAAGCCUGUGAAAGAGCCAUAUCCGAUACAUACUUGAAUCUUACUAGAAAGGUGAAUUGGCCAUGAGCAUAGAAAUACUGAUGCUAACAAAUUUACUUAGAUGAGUUUUAACAGAAAUGCUCAUAAUUUGAGCUGUUAGUAUUGGCUUGAUCUUACAUUAUCUCAAAAUACAGGUGCUUCUCUGUAUUGAAAUUUUACUUAGUGCUUACUUUAGAGACUUCACUGGAGAGCUGUAGAUUACAUUUGUCUUAGUUUUUUAACAGGUGUCUACAUAGAUCUUCCUUUUAUAAUUGAUAGCUAAAACUGUGUGACUUUGACAUUAACAUAUUUGACUAAAUGGUAUUCUGAAAACAUGAGCAUUGAAUGUAUUUGUCACUUUUAAGCUUUUUUGAUAUCUUUGUUUAUGUAGAUGUCUAACUAGAAAUUUGAGAGUUCCUAUGGGAUUGGAUUAUUGGAAAUGGGUUGUAUUGCCUUCAAAUUUGCUUCCGUUUGAGAUUGUAAAAUUUGUAUUUCCAAAUGGAUAAAUGUAAAGUGUUUAGAAAGAGAAAUAAAAACUGUCAGACUACCCCCAGAGUUUAUGUCUGUAUGGUAAAAAUGAGAGAAUUUUAAUAGUAAAGAUAUAUGAAGUAUAUUCAAGCAAAAGAUGAGUGUAUUUGUCCUGCAAAAAAGAUGUGUGUUACAAUUUCACAAACAGGAUUCUCUGCAGAAAAAGUAGUAAAAUUCUCCUUUGUGGAGUGAUGAAUAAGAGUAAGUUGCAGUGUAUGCCACAUGUUUUUUGGAAGGAAUGGGUAUUUUUUGUUCACUGUGACUUUACUUUUUCCCUCUUUAAUGACCGAUCUCUCUCUCUCGCAUCACGACAAAAAGGUUAGGGAGAUAACAUACUUUUUGCAGUAAGAUUUAUUAAUUUCCCAGCAUCUUUUGUGGUUAGAACAUAUUCCUUAUCUGUCUUUAAUACCAGUUUUUAAAAAUACAUUGCAAAGAACAAAAAUAAAACUUGUGAAAGCUGCCUUUCUAGAUUUUUUCCCAUGAAAUAAUUCCACCUAAAGCUUCAUCAACAUAAGAUAAAAGUACAACAAAAGGUAACAUUAGAAAUGGCUUAAGUAUCUCAUUUAAAAAUACGGGGAAUAGAAACUAUUUAAAAGAGAAAGUUCAGGAUUAAAACAUCUGGGGUUUUUGUUUUUAGUUUUCUUUUGCACUUGUAAAAUUUAGGUUUUUACUGCUAGGCAGUGUGAGUGCAUAUGUGUAUUGAUGCUCUGAAGAUGCUUACAGCCUAGUUGGGGAGGAAAGGACAUAAAAUAUGACAUUUGUAGAUGUGACAGAAUAUUAAUUACUCUUAAUUAUAAAGCAAAGUACUUUCCAAUUUUAUGGCAAGCAUAUCACUAAAUAUUGUGCCCUUUACUUCUUACUACAUCAUCUUAUUAAAAUGCUCUCUUGGAACUUACAUUUUAAAUAUCUGGUGUUUCAGUGAUGACUUACAUGCAAGUUAAUUGAAUGUUUCUUUUGUGAACCUCUACCUGAAGUUUGCAUAUUUUUGUAUUCUUGAAAUUUUAGUUUACCAAAUUGAUUGGGUUUUUUUCGUUGUGUGAGUUUUCAAUGAAAUUUAUCAUUGUAGAUUCUUUUUUAGCUUGUUUUUGGUUAGCUUAUAUACCACAUUAGUUAUUUCAAUAUAGGUGGAAUAGAGUGAAAGUAAAGUAAAUGUUUUAAAUUUGUAUUACGUCUAAAGAUUUGUACGUGGAUGUCAUAUUUAUUUAAAUGUGCAUACUGAGCUAUAUAUAAAUUUUAUUUAUAAAUUUUGUAACAUGAAACAGUUUGAUUUAUAACAUUUGCAGAAGUUCCUGUAUGCUGUCAAAUAAAUACAACUAAUUUGUAAAAUAAUUGCAUUUUAUAUUCAGUUCACAUUUAAUUGUUAAUGAGUUCUUUAGAAUUGGUAUGUGGGUGAAUGAAAAAUAUUUACAUUAAAAUCAUUCAAGCAUUUUUCCAUUUAUUUUUGUAGUAUGCAUACUUUAGAAAAUGACUUAUAAAUGUUUCCAUCAUCACAGAAACAGCAGCUGCUAUAUUUUCAUUUUUGCUUGUCACUAAAUUAAUAAGGCAGUAAUAACUAAGAAGCAUGGAAUCAGAAUGUCUCAAUUUUAAUCAGCACAUAAAUUGGGAGCAUUUCUCCACCAUAAAGGCAGCUACUGUUUCAGUUAAUGCUUCUUGUGUUAGAAUACGUAACAGUGAAGUAGAUGCACGACUUGUGUAUGUAUAGUUAAGCCAGCGUUUUUCUGUGUAUUAUGGGGAAUAGCAAAAUCUACAUCACAAAUUUUGACACAUUACAGCUGAAGGAAGAGGAACACCUUCCAAGACAAAACAGUCUUCAUGGGGGAAAAAAUGACGCUUGUCCAGCAGUUUGCUUCUUGUGAUUGAACUGAACCUGUAAGGAUUCAUGGAUAAAAUGAACAGGAAUAGAUCUGAAUAAAGCAAAUCUGCAUAAAUGGUAACCAGUAGCUCUACUUUUAUUUUUUAUGUUGCUUAACUGUUUUAUUUGAAGGAAACCUGUGUGAUUUAAAAAGUUAUAGCUUUUGCAACUUUAUUACUGGUUAUAUACAUUUGGCCAUUAUAAUGUGCAAGCAAUUGGAAAAAAAACGUCAAGUAAAUGCUUGUUUUUAUAGUAGUUUGUUCUUGUUAAAAAUGUUCAUAUGAUAAUGUCUGUAAACAGCACCACUUUGAUUACAAUAGAUGUAGUGUUGUAAUAAACUGUUUAAUGGGGCUGAUGUGUAAAGCUGUUCAAGUUAUUUGAUGUUUACACCUCAGGGAAAGUCUUGUGUUCAGCAAUAUCUAAAGAUAAUGUUACUAUGACAUUUAUACUGUCCUUUAAAAAAGCAUUGCAAUAGCGUUUUUGGAUAUGCACCAAUCUAAUCUUGCGUUCAGUGAAUUAAACAUACUAAUUAAGUGUC